AUGGAAUUUAUCAAGUUCAUCGAUCAAACAGUACGAGAAAUAAAGAAGGAAGUGAAUGUUAAAAUUCUUAAAGUUCCUGAGAUUCAACAGAAAGUUUAUGAUGCAACAAGUUAUGAACCUUGGGGAUCUCAUGGGUCUGACUUAACCGAGAUUGCUCAAGCCACUAAGAAAUUGGAACAUCUAGCUCUAUUUCCUCUGUUGAUUGGUACUAGUACUGAUUGUAAGAUCAUAAUGAAUGUACUUUGGACAGGAUUGGCUGAUGGUGGCAGCAACUGGCGUAAUGUCUACAAGGCUUUGGCUGUUAUGGAAUAUUUGGUGGCACAUGGAUCUGAUACCGCAGUUUAUGACAUCAUAAAUCACUCUUUUCAAAUAUCAGCAAAUGUUGAUCUGUUUGCUGCGAAGCCUUUCAGUAGUUCUGCAUCCUCUUCAACAAUGGUCGAUUUUUUCACUACUCGAAGACCAGUUUUGCAAGCUAAAACCAAGACUGGGGUUGUGUCUAUUAAAUCACAAAUUGGUGAUCCUUUUUCUGAAAUGCUGCUGAACAGUGUUGAUGAGUCUAUUCGUUCACAGACUUUUGAUCCCUUUUCUGGAAAGCAGCUGAACAGUUUUGAUGACUCUUGA
Messenger RNA from Papaver somniferum (opium poppy), 621 nucleotides. RefSeq names its product clathrin interactor EPSIN 1-like. Gene Ontology annotation, cellular component: endosome; clathrin vesicle coat; plasma membrane. NCBI's taxonomy places the organism in Eukaryota, Viridiplantae, Streptophyta, Magnoliopsida, Ranunculales, Papaveraceae. Gene Ontology annotation, biological process: endocytosis. Bases 1 to 621 code for a protein of 206 amino acids. The record is from RefSeq and is a predicted model, not a curated record. Gene Ontology annotation, molecular function: phospholipid binding; structural molecule activity; clathrin binding. The transcript is spliced from 6 exons.